Molecule: messenger RNA, 669 nt
Organism: Homarus americanus (American lobster)
Lineage: Eukaryota; Metazoa; Arthropoda; Malacostraca; Decapoda; Nephropidae
Product: pheromone-processing carboxypeptidase KEX1-like
Exons: 3
Coding region: 62-346 (94 amino acids)
Source: RefSeq, a predicted model, not a curated record
CACACCUGCCAAGCACUUCAAUCACCCCUGCCCUCACCCUGCGACUCACACAGACAUCAGCAUGAAGUUGUCACUGCUAAUGUUAAUAGGUCUGGCGAUAAUGAUGACAGCCACGGAAGGCCGCCGCACCUCCAAGGAUGAGUCCCACAGGUUCAAGAGAGAUAAUGAUGAAAAAGAAGAUAAAGAUGAUAACAAGGACGAGGACAGCGCCGAAGACGAUGAUGAUGAUGAUGACGAUGAUGAUGAUGAUGAUAAUGCCAAGAAAGAUGAUAAGAAGAAGGACGAUAAGGACGACAAAGGCGGCGAUAAGGAUGACAAUAAAGAGAAAAAGCCGAAAGAUGACUAAAAGGCCAAAUGUUGCCACCGAAAGAAAAUGAAAAAGACGAUGAUGAUGAUGAAGAUAGAUGUUAAAAAUAGGGCAUAAUGUAAUAACCAUUACCUCGCCUUUCCUUAAAAAAAAUAGUUAUUGUAUUUCAUAUAAUGAUGUAUCUAAAUACUUCUCGUUUUACCUAUUCGAAGAAAAUUUCGACCCGUGAAUAUUUUUUGUCUACUAAUCGAAUAAUAAUAAAUUAAUUACAAUGAUUGAUAUUCCAGUAAUUUGUUUAGCAGCUUCUGUACUUGACUUUAUGUAGCAAUAAAUUACGCUUGUUUUAGAAGAGCAUAAUGAUA